Messenger RNA from Cuscuta europaea, 1797 nucleotides. Lineage: Eukaryota; Viridiplantae; Streptophyta; Magnoliopsida; Solanales; Convolvulaceae. The record is from the annotation of a GenBank genome assembly.
GUACUUGGAACUGGAUUGAAACCAGCUCGGGAUCACCCUGGUUAAUCACUAGAUUCUUUACGUGAACCCCGGUUCGGUUCAGAUGGGUUAUUCAAGUUGAACGUGGAACGCUCUGUUUGCUUUAUGGACAGCUCGCUCGCUAUCCUCGUCUAGUUCUUUCCAGUUUCCACAGUCGCCGAGUGAAGGCUGCUCGAUACGUAUCUCCUAAACCAUGCGAAUAAACUGAGAUGCAAACUUUGUUCUUCCCUCAAUCGUUUCUGUCUGAAAUCUAAGUAUCGUAUCCUUUUCUUUCUUUCUACAUAGCAGAAAGCUUUUCCUUGUCAUUUAUUUUGCUUUCCCCAAUUUCAUGACUUUCUGCCUAUCAAUGGAUGUUACGUAAUCCACAGCUGUUCGGUUUUCUACUCCGCUAGCCGAAGGUCGCCGAUGUCUUCAUCGUCAGGCAGCCCUUCUUCUGCUAUUGAGACAUCCGAAAGAGAAGUAGACGUCGAAGCCGUCCGUCGAGAUAGAAUCCUCUCGAGCAAGCUCUAUUUCGACGUGCCUCGGUCUAAGGCUCCAAUUAUCUACUCGUCCUCAUACGACAUUGCCUUUCUUGGCAUAGAAAAGCUGCACCCAUUUGAUUCUUCUAAAUGGGGUCGCAUAUGCCAGUUUCUCACUGAAGAUAAAGUCCUGGAGAAGAAGCAAAUAGUUGAACCUCUGGAAGCCACCAAAGAUGAUCUCCUAGUGGUACAUUCGGAGUCAUACUUGGCUAGUUUAAAAAGCAGCUUAAAUGUCUCUAUGAUUGUUGAGGUUCCACCGGUUGCACUUCUACCUAAUUGCCUCGUGCAGAAGAAAGUCCUUCAGCCUUUCCGCAAUCAGGUAGGAGGAACUGUUUUGUCUGCUAAGCUUGCAAAAGAACGUGGAUGGGCAAUCAAUGUGGGUGGUGGGUUUCAUCAUUGCUCUGCACAGAAGGGGGGUGGUUUUUGUGCUUAUGCAGACAUCACUAUUUGCAUUCAGUUUGCCUUUGUCUCUUUAAAUAUAUCAAGAGUGAUCAUUAUUGAUCUGGAUGCUCAUCAAGGAAAUGGUCAUGAAAUUGAUUUUGCAAAUGACGGAAGGGUCUAUAUUCUUGACAUAUAUAACCCUGGAAUUUAUCCAAUGGAUUUCGGAGCCAGGAGAUACAUUGAUCAGAAGGUUGAAGUUCAGAGUGGGACUGAGACAGAAGCCUACUUGACUAAAUUAGAUGAAGCACUUAAGAUUGCUCAGCAUAGAUUUGACCCCGAGUUAAUUGUGUACAAUGCUGGUACUGAUAUAUUGGAAGGCGAUCCUCUUGGAAGAUUGAAGAUUAGUCCCGAAGGAAUAGCUGCGAGGGAUGAAAGAGUGUUCAGAUUUGCUCGAGGGAGAAAUAUCCCUCUUUUGAUGCUGACAUCAGGCGGUUAUAUGAAGUCCACUGCUAGAGUUAUUGCCGAUUCAAUCAUAAACCUGUCCAGGAAGUCCUUGAUAGACAUAGGGGCUUGUGUGUUAUAGGAGAAGAUAGACCCUUCGCGCCCACUUGUACGUCGUUGUGCAUAGUUUCAGUGUCAAACUGUCAAUAAUACGAAGUACUAACCAUGAUGAUGUAUUGAUGCCUAAACAAAGCAACCAAGUUAAUAAGCAUUUAGUUGUACGGUUAUGUAUAUGGAGUGUUUGCGUUCUUGUAAGAGAUUUUUUAAAAGUAGAAGAUAUAGAUUUGGCAAAAAGGUAUUUUAGGUGUACUAGUCGGGCAAAAGUUGAUGAUAAAGUGAAUAACAGUUUUAAACCAAAGUUUUGUAAAGCAAAUAGGGG